ACUUAGUGGUGGUGGGGCUUGAACCAGCAUCCCACUGAAUACUAGACCAGUACCUUAACCACUGAGCUACCAACUGCCAGUUCAGAUAUGAUGCUGACUGUCUAUCCUCAGACAAAGACUUACUUUUCUCACUGGAAGGAUUUGAGCCCUGGCUCUGCCCCUGUAAACAAGCACGGAAAGGUUGUGAUGUCUGGCGUGGAAGAAGCGGUCAACAAAAUCGAUGACCUGACUAGUGGACUGCUAAACCUGAGCCAGUUGCACGCUUUUCAGCUGCGUAUUGAUCCUGCCAACUUCAAGAUUCUUGCCCACAACUUGCUGGUGGUUCUAGCGAUCACAUUUCCCAGUGACUUUACUCCUGAGGUACACGUGUCUAUGGACAAGUUUCUUACCGCCGUAUCUUUGGCUCUUGCCGAGAAGUACCGAUAAGAUGCUAUAAGCUGUCAACAAAUGAAUACACACACAAUCAAUGUCUUACUGAAGUCUAGUGAAUUGUCUUGAUCAAAAUAAAACCCAAAAUAUUAC
Messenger RNA from Trichomycterus rosablanca, 522 nucleotides. RefSeq names its product hemoglobin embryonic subunit alpha-like. Lineage: Eukaryota; Metazoa; Chordata; Actinopteri; Siluriformes; Trichomycteridae. Gene Ontology annotation, cellular component: blood microparticle; haptoglobin-hemoglobin complex; hemoglobin complex. The transcript has 3 exons. The coding region runs from base 88 to 426 and encodes 112 amino acids. Gene Ontology annotation, biological process: hydrogen peroxide catabolic process; oxygen transport. The record is from RefSeq and is a predicted model, not a curated record. Gene Ontology annotation, molecular function: peroxidase activity; haptoglobin binding; heme binding.